Messenger RNA from Aethina tumida (small hive beetle), 1995 nucleotides. Its product is annotated as zinc finger protein Elbow. The record is from RefSeq and is a predicted model, not a curated record. The coding region runs from base 154 to 1488 and encodes 444 amino acids. The transcript is spliced from 2 exons. NCBI's taxonomy places the organism in Eukaryota, Metazoa, Arthropoda, Insecta, Coleoptera, Nitidulidae. Gene Ontology annotation, cellular component: nucleus. Gene Ontology annotation, biological process: negative regulation of DNA-templated transcription.
UUCAGUUCAGUCAUGCUCUUCAUUCGUUACGUAUGUACGCUUGCAAGUUGAAGUAUGCGCGUGUGAUCUAACUCUCAAAGGAUAAAGGACCUUCCGUAUUUAUUUUUGUGUGAUCCAUUAUUGUAGGACUUUUUGUAUUACUACGGUGUUACAAUGUUGACUUCAAGCAACCAGUACCUCAGACCGGAAUACUUAACUCCACUUCCAACAACCUUGGAUGCAAAGAAAAGCCCGUUGGCAUUGUUGGCUCAGACAUGCAGCCAGAUUGGCGCCGACUCUCCCAACUCCAAGCUUUUGCAAAGCGCCGAGAAAUCGUCGAAAUCCAGCAAAGACUCUUCUAAAGACAAGUCCAGCAAUGACAGUCUUUCGAAACAGUCUUACAAACCCCACGAUUUGACCCGCGAGAAGUCUAGAACACCCGAAGGUAGAUCCAGUUCAACAUCUACAGGAAGCAGGGUGCGUUCACCGUUGGUGUCGAAAAGCACACCUCAAACCAACGGACGGUGUAACAGCAAUCAGAGUGCCACUUCGCCCCGAAACUCUCCGGCUGCUGAAAGGAAGACUCCAGCUAAUGAUGGUGCGUCAGCUGAAAGGACUUCUCCGGAAAAAUCGACAGAAAGGAGCAGCCCUCAGACGCCGUCUUCUUCAGCUUCCAAGACUGCUUUCACCCCGAACAUUUUGACAUCUUCGUCUGAUCCAGCAAUUAAAGACUUGCCUCUGGGAACGUUCAAGCCAGGCGUCCCGGUAGCUUCGACGUUUUUGCCCGGUUAUCCAGCCCCAGGUUUCCCUCUACCGAUGGACUUGAUGACCAGCAGUCUGAUGUCCCAACAUCACGCACUGAAAACCGGAGGACUUAGUCCGUAUUUGGGUUACGGCCGACUCAAGGCCCAGGACUCUUUGCCGUCAGUGUGUCGUGACCCGUACUGUACAGGAUGUAGUGUUAGUUCUCAUUUACUCAGUGGUGCUUCAAAACCUGGUUCAUGCCCAGCAGGUUGUACACAGUGUGAUCAUGUCAAACCGCCAACUUCCUCAGCAUAUUUGGGCCACACUCCAGCUGCAGCAGCUUACGCUCACGCUCAGUUGGCUGCUUUGGCCGCAGCUUCGCACUUGCCCUACGUUUGUAACUGGAUUUCUGGUGACGCUGCUUACUGUGGCAAGAGGUUCUCUAGUUCAGAGGAGUUGUUGUCUCAUUUGAGGACUCAUACAAGUGUUGCGACUGGAGCGGAGGCCAAUUCUGCCCUGUCGAUGUUGUCAAAUCCUGGUUUACCUCCGACACAUCCUCUUCUGCACAGGACUUAUCCUACACCGCCGCUCAGUCCUUUGGCUACAGCUAGGUAUCAUCCCUAUAGUAAACCGUCCCUUCUUCCUCCUUCAUUGAGUUCCUCACCAUUUUCGGGGAUCUCUUUAAGUCAUCCAGGACUUUCGCCGUAUUUAUCUCCGUAUUCGCUGUAUCCAAGGUUGGGCGCCGCGCCAGGGAUGCAUCAGUAGAUGAUUCGUUUUGAAGCCAAAUAAGAUGCUGUGUUAAUAAUAGACUCCGCCUAGUCUCACAAGAUUACCUAAUUGACUAUCACUUUGUUUCGGUGGUGUAUUUUUGUGUGGACGUGAAUGUGUGAUAUUAUUUUUAAUAUGUACAUUUGUGCAAGUGAAUAUCUUUGUAAAUAAUUUUUGCUGAUCAAAUCAGCGGAGAUAUCCAAAUAUUAUAAUGUAUAUUUAUGUACAGAUCUCAAUUGAUUGAUUAUUUAUUGCAAUAAUUUCUAUUGUUAGAACUAAAAUUACCCUUUUUUAAAUAAACUGUUAGCAACAUGUUUGUCAUCAUACUUGAUCAUUGUAAACUGUAUUUAUUGUCAAUAUGUAAUGUUUCUGUACAAAAAUUGUCUACCAUCAUAUCAUAACGUGUAAUUUCAGAUUUAUAAUCUAUUUUUAUUGUUAAAUUUAUAAAUUGAGUUAUUUUAUUUCCUAAUUUAAAAAAACAAAUUAAAAAAUUAUCAAUAUGAA